AUCUCUACUUUGCUUCCUUUUUCCCUUUCGAAGGAAGCCUUGAGGAUGGCUGAUCCUUAUCCCACCGAUGGAGUGCAGCCAUACCACAACUUGUGGUACACUUUUUGGGAUGGCUUCUUGCAAUUCAACACUUGGUUAGCGAAAUGGGUGCUUGAGAAGCAAAAAGAUCUAAUUUUGCUAAAGGCUUUCAAGGGGUGGCAAUGUGGAGUGCCUUCGGCGCUUGGUGUGAACUUUCAUUCUUGCUUUCAAAGAAGUGACCGUGAUCUUAGAGGAUGUGGCAAACUUGAUGCUGUUGCCUAUUGUUGGGGACGAGGAUCCACGUCACUUAGCGUUGACAUUGGAGGAGCAUGCCACAUAGGGCAAAUAGUCCCAGAGGUUGAUGGACUUUUGGACGACUACAACAACUUUAAUUUUCAUGCAUACAAGGUAAUGGCAAGGACAUUUGCUCCACCCGAAGUGAGCCUCUUUGACAAGACACUCCUAGCGGUGCUUGGGAGCCAAAUUAUGGAUUCUACUACAAGAGAUUCCAAUCUUCUAGAAAUGCUGGUAGUGAUUACGCCAUCCAUGCUGCCGUGCAUUACAUGGCGGGGGACAUGGAGUUUGAAAUGCUAUUGCUCGAAAAGAGUUGCGAGGCAAUUUGGUUAUGAUAAGGAUAUUCCUCCUACUUCUUCCUUGGAUAAUAUAGAUUGGAAUAAGGUCAUGCAACCUUACAUUGAUGAGGCUGCCACAACCAUGUGGAGUGAAGGCGUUGCCACACUCAGGUUCUUCAGCACUGCCAAGAUAUCGACCAUGUCGCCGUUAAUGUUGGAGUAUUGGGGCACAUUGCUAAAGAGGUUUGAGGCUUUUAUUCAAUCAUUGCAGAAAGUUGUGGAGUACGAUCCUGCUUCCUGAGAUUGCGAACGUCUCUUCACCCAUAAUAAUUCUUUCUUGAGCUAUUGUAACAAAUAUUCUUGGGGUUUCUUGACGAGAAUUUGGUGUCGAUGAUCAUGAUAUGGAUGUGUUUGAUAAUUUAAAUGUUUUUUUUUUUGUUUUUGGUUAAUAAGGGGAAAGUUGAUAG
Messenger RNA from Rubroshorea leprosula, 1057 nucleotides. The record is from the annotation of a GenBank genome assembly. NCBI's taxonomy places the organism in Eukaryota, Viridiplantae, Streptophyta, Magnoliopsida, Malvales, Dipterocarpaceae.